UUAAUUGAAACAUUUAAAAGAACAACAACAAAAACAAACGCGUGCGUUCUGGUAACGAAAACUUCAGAUUUUGUUGGCGAAAAAUUGUUGUGUUUAUUAUAAUAUAGAAAUUAUAUAGAAUUUGUUUUUUUUUGCACGAAAGUCGCGAGCUUACGAAACUCGUUAAAAAAAAAAGAAAAGGAAAAGCCAUCACAAAAUAUAUAAUUAUAAUAAUAAAAUAAUCAACGUAAAAAGGACACACAGGACACCCACCCCCCAAACCAAAAAGAUAAUAAAAAUGGCUUCCGAACUGGAUCAAUUUGCCGAUUUGGAAUUAUCGAAGGAAGAUCGUGAACAAAUCUUCGAUCCGCCAUUGGAUCGACAGCAAUUGGAAGGUGCUGGCACCUCAAGUGUUACGACAUCAAAAAUCUUAAUAAGCGGCAUACCGCUGCAAACACGUUUCGAAGACAUCGAACCGCUACUGAAGCCCUAUGGCAUCGUCAAACAAUGUGAGGCUAUUUCUAUUAAGGAUCAAAAUACUCAAACAGUACAUAUAACAUUCGAAAAUCCUGAGCAGGCGCAAAGAGCUGCUGGUGGUCUAAACGGCGUCGAAUUUGAGGGCAGCAAACUGCAUGCCGAGCAACUGGAUAAGAAUCAACGUCGCAGUCAACGCAAUCAGCGUAAUCCGUAUCCGGGAAUGCCUGGUCCUGGCCGUCAAGCGGACUUUCCGCUACGAAUUCUAGUGCAGAGCGAAAUGGUUGGCGCCAUCAUUGGACGUCAAGGUAGUACUAUACGAACCAUAACACAACAGAGCCGGGCUCGUGUCGAUGUCCAUCGAAAGGAGAAUGUCGGCUCAUUAGAGAAAUCGAUAACGAUCUAUGGUAAUCCGGAGAAUUGCACCAAUGCAUGCAAACGUAUCCUUGAAGUGAUGCAGCAGGAGGCUAAUUCAACGAAUAAAGGCGAGAUUUGCCUGAAAAUACUCGCUCACAAUAAUCUUAUUGGACGCAUCAUUGGUAAGAGCGGCAAUACGAUUAAACGCAUUAUGCAGGACACCGAUACGAAGAUCACGGUCAGUUCGAUAAACGACAUUAACAGCUUCAAUUUGGAGCGUAUCAUAACGGUCAAGGGAUUGAUUGAGAACAUGUCGCGUGCGGAGAAUCAAAUUAGCACCAAACUGCGACAAAGCUAUGAGAACGAUCUUCAGGCAAUGGCUCCACAGAGCCUCAUGUUCCCCGGCCUCCAUCCCAUGGCAAUGAUGUCUACACCGGGCAAUGGCAUGGUCUUUAAUACAAGCAUGCCGUUCCCCUCGUGUCAGGGCUUUGCCAUGUCUAAGACGCCGGCGAACGUUGUGCCGCCAGUGUUUCCCAACGAUAUGCAAGAGACGACAUAUCUCUAUAUACCCAAUAACGCUGUCGGCGCCAUUAUUGGCACCAAGGGCUCGCACAUACGCAGCAUAAUGCGCUUCUCGAAUGCAUCCCUAAAGAUUGCGCCCAUAGACGCCGACAAGCCGCUGGACCAACAAACGGAGCGUAAGGUGACGAUUGUUGGCACACCGGAGGGUCAGUGGAAGGCGCAGUAUAUGAUAUUCGAGAAGAUGCGUGAGGAGGGCUUCAUGUGCGGUACAGAUGAUGUACGCCUAACAAUUGAAUUGCUGGUUGCCAGCUCUCAGGUGGGUCGCAUCAUUGGCAAAGGUGGUCAGAAUGUACGCGAACUGCAGAGGGUAACGGGCAGUGUCAUAAAACUACCAGAGCAUGCACUAGCACCACCAUCUGGAGGUGACGAGGAGACGCCCGUGCACAUCAUUGGGCCGUUCUACAGUGUACAAUCCGCACAGCGUCGCAUUCGCGCCAUGAUGCUAUCCACGAAUCCGCCGCCAGUGACCAAAAAACAAAAAGCUGCCAAAGAACAACAAUUGCAACAGCAACAGAGCUUAGCCGGUGCCGGAGCUGCGCCUAGUGGGACUCAACAGCAGCAGCAGCAGCAUCAGCAGCAACAAUCGCCGUCACAGCAGCAGCAGCCGCUGCCGCCGCAAUCGCACCAUCAAUCCACGUCGGCGUCGUCGUCGUCGGCGCCGCCUGCGCAUCAUCAGCAGCAGGCGUCGUCGGCAGCGACCUCGCAUCAAUUGCAGCAGCAGCAGCAACAGCAGCAGCAGGCGUCGCCACCGCCGGGCAAUGCCGCGGCGGGCGUCACUCAACAGCAGCAACAGCAGCAGCAGCUGGCAAGCUCGCAGCAGUAAAAAUCAUCAUAUAAUGGGAAUUAAGGAUGAGAAGAGAAAGAGGAGAGUUAUAAGCAGCAGAAAGCAGAGCUAUAAGAGAAAAGUAAUAGUAGCAACAACAACAACAACAGCAACAAUAAUAUUAACAGCAACAUCAACCAACAACAAAAACUAUUGUAAUAACCAGGCGUACCCCACCAUCAUCAUCUAUCAGCAGCGCAAAGAUUUUUGCUCCAAACAGAAUCAAAAAAUAUGAAACCACCACCAUCUAUCUCCCCCCUCCCACCUCCCGUGCUGGCCACAGGCGUUAAGCGAUGAUAUGUCCCAUUUAAAAGCCAAAUGAGUAAGCGUCAACAACAACAACAACAACAACAAGAACAACUGCAACAGCAAUAAAACUUAUGGAAAGAGAAAGGAUGUUCGUUCUAUAGAUCAGAAAAGAAACAAAAACUAUAUAGAACACACAGAACCAUAUAUACAGAUAUAUAAAAUGUUGUAUAACAGUUGCUGUUGCAGGGAUACAACAAUGAUUCAUCAUAGAUUCAUAUGCAUGCAAAAUAAACCGUUAAAUUCCAUUGUUACAAAAAAAA
Molecule: messenger RNA, 2784 nt
Organism: Drosophila willistoni
Lineage: Eukaryota; Metazoa; Arthropoda; Insecta; Diptera; Drosophilidae
Gene: Imp
Product: insulin-like growth factor 2 mRNA-binding protein 1
Exons: 6
Coding region: 278-2215 (645 amino acids)
Biological process (GO): regulation of RNA metabolic process; regulation of gene expression
Cellular component (GO): cytoplasm; nucleus
Molecular function (GO): mRNA binding
Source: RefSeq, a predicted model, not a curated record